Molecule: messenger RNA, 4473 nt
Organism: Loxodonta africana (African savanna elephant)
Lineage: Eukaryota; Metazoa; Chordata; Mammalia; Proboscidea; Elephantidae
Gene: C2H5orf24
Product: chromosome 2 C5orf24 homolog
Exons: 2
Coding region: 119-685 (188 amino acids)
Source: RefSeq, a predicted model, not a curated record
AUUCUUCUCCCCGCAGUGCAGAGGCGGUGCUGGGGAGGGAGCGGUGCCAGCGUGCGAUUCCCAGCCGAUGGGAAGCCCCUGGACGCGCUGAGGGGCCGGGCUGCUAGCGGCUGAGAAGAUGAUGCAUCCUGUUGCCAGCAGUAAUCCAGCUUUCUGUGGGCCUGGCAAGCCUUCGUGCCUCAAUGAAGAUGCCAUGGGAGCUGCUGAUCAAUUUGGCAUAUAUUCCUCCCAGCAAAGCAAAUACAACCACACAGUCAGCCACAAACCAAUGGCAUGUCAGAGGCAAGACCCAUUAAAUGAAACACACUUGCAGACUACAAGUGGCAGAAGCAUAGAAAUAAAAGAUGAACUAAAGAAAAAGAAAAAUCUCAACCGAUCCGGUAAGCGAGGCCGGCCUUCUGGAACCACCAAAUCAGCAGGAUACCGGACCAGCACAGGCAGACCCCUGGGAACCACCAAAGCAGCUGGAUUUAAGACAAGUCCAGGCAGACCUUUGGGUACAACUAAAGCUGCAGGAUACAAAGUCAGCCCAGGGAGACCUCCAGGUAGCAUUAAAGCUCUAUCCCGUCUUGCUGAUCUUGGUUAUGGCUGUGGCACUGCUGCUUUUCCUUACCCUAUGAUGCAUGGCAGAGUAGUUCACGGGGUAGAGGAAACCAGCAAUGAAGUCAAGCCACCCAAUGAGUGAAUGAGCAGGAAAGGAGGGCCAGGUUUAGAAGGAAGAUUGUGAAUAAUCCCAAAGCUUCUUGGUUUUAUUUUUACAUACAUGAUUUUAUGGCCUGGGCUUUACACAUUUGUUUCCCCAUUUGACUUUUCCCUGCUUUUGCUUAGAAGCUGCCAUAUGCGGACAGGUGCACUCAGGGCAUGAGCAGUGGCAUUGUGUUUGUACAUAGGUUCAAGUGUCACACCUAACUAAAUCAUUUUUGCUUUUCCUUUAGAGUUAUGGUUAUGUCUCAUGUUUCAUUACUAUUGUUGGGCCAUUCUUAAUAGAUGCUUUAUACACUAAACAGCUGAAACCAUUAUAACUAUUAGUUUGUGAAGUACAAUAUAAUAAAGACACUAUCUUGAGGUAUUUUUAACUGAUGGAGCAAAGCAAACUAAUGAUUCAGGAUUACUUGAGGUAAUGACUGAGUUUUUGUAACAUUUAUUUUCAUGAGGCAGAACACAGAUAUUUGUAUGUGUUGGCAUUUACAUAAACUGCAGAUGUUAAAAAACUUAUUUUUAAUGUUCUAGGUUUAAGCAGCUUAUUUAUUUAUCUGCGUGACAUUAAUUGGUUUAACCAUUAAUGUUUUCUUUCAGCAGUGAUAAAAGUUGUGUAUUUUUUAAUUGCCUAAGAGCGUAUAUACCAAACAUGACAAAUAAUGCAUAUUGACAAAAAAUUGAAACUAUUUUAUGAACAACCGCACAUUACAUUUUUAGUGAAAUACAAUGCAUCCUGAGAAGAGCAUAUUUAAUAUAACAAAAAAGAAACAUUCCUAAAGUCUGCAUAUAGCUACAGUCACUACAUUUUGUGUUUCAUAUACUUACUGAGUUUUAAAGCAUUAUGAUUAGUGUUGCUUGUUUAUUUGGAAUUUUUUUUAGUUUUCCUGAGAAAUACUCCCAUUGCAUUAGCACUUACUGUGUUUUCAGGUUUAUAUCUACCAAAGGACACAAAUUUAACGGUAGACUGUAAAACUGGUAUAAACAGAAUGUAGUUUCCUGACUGUCAAAACCCAAAUAUUAAGAAAUAUACAGGAAUCCAUCUAUGCAUGAAAAAUGUAGAAAUAUGUUGGUUAUUUAAUUUAAAACCUUAUUGUGGAUCCUGGGAGACCACUUCGUCCAAAAGAAGAAUUUUGUUUUUCCAACAAUGUUUGCUUUAAAAGCAAAAUGGAUAGAAAAGGAAAAAAAUUACUGGGUAGAUAUAUAUAAUAGGGACAGAGGGGAAUCUCUUUUUCCCCCUUUUCUGAAAAUAAUAUUCCUUGUUAAUACACAUUUUAUUUAUUCUGAGUUCUAAAUAGAAUAAAUUAUUAUAAUCUUUGGAUUUGAAAAAAAUUCCACUGAACUUUAAAAUUAACAAUGUACGUACUUGCAAUUUAAUUGCCUUUGUGAUUAUGAUGUAGAUUUGCAGGACCCAAAAACUUUAAAAAUAAUUAUAAUUUUGAAAGGGCACAUACUGUGUUUUUUUGGCUUGCUCUCAGUUAAUGCAAACUCCGAUUGCAAAUGGAUGUCAUGUUUCAUACCUUUUUUAUCAGGAAAAAAGCAGCAAGCCUUCAGGUGUUCCAGUGAUGCCUGACACAAUGAGCUGGACUAUGCUGCUCUUUACAGUAAGAGGUGUUGCAUUGUAUGUGGGGAUUGUGUGUACUGGCAUCUAAGACAGUGACCUCAACAAUUUUAGCAUUGCACAAACCAUAGAGAACAAUGGUGGAUGACUACAUAAUCAGUUGUAUCAUUCUGGCAGCUAAAUCACUACAAGAGUUUGUUCUUGCUGAGGCUUAAAGUAUGAAAUUUUUAAUAAUUUCCUCAGAACAGUAUAACUUCUGACACACACAAAUGCUUAACAUCUUUAUUCAUAUGUUCAUCUAUCCAUUUUUAUUAUGUAUCUGUCAUUUAGCUGUUUCUCAAGAUCAUGUUCACCAUUUGGGUGCGUAGAAAUCCUUUUGAACUUGUUCCUGAAGACAGUUGUUUAAUUAAAUAUUCUACUUUAGAAUAAUAUAUACCAUUGUCAAGAAUUUGAUUGCAUGUUGUAUUUUAUAGUCAGUUCAUUUGACAUUUCCCUUUCAGUUUAUUUGCAUUCCUGAUUUUGUUAUACGGACCCCCUGUCCUUUCCUGUAUUCAUCCUCCUCACCCCUGAGCCCCCAGCACAUCUAAUGAGUGGUGCUGUGCUGUGUGUCAGAAGAUAAAGCAGGUGUAUUAUUGUAUAAUGAGUUUUGUAUACAUGCUUAUGAAAUGGUAAAAUCAACUAAAGGAGGUAUGUUCAUAACAGUGUUUAUUAAUAUUAGGACCUAUAUCCCAGGGAAAAAAGCGGGGAGGGUGGCUGCAGUUGUGAAUGGAUAACAUGGUUUAGAAACCUGAAUUUGCUGUUCAUGGAAGCAGUUACCUGUAGCAUUAGAUCUGUUUACUGGUGAGCAUUUCCUGAUUCCACUUAUUUUUCUCCUGGUGAACAGUUAACUGGUGCCAUGCUAAAGAGAAAGACACCUAAGUGAUAACAUACAUGAAGUCUUAAAAUACAAGAUAUUUUUACUUCUGUAUAAUCUAAAGACUACAUUGUGCAUCUUCUGUAAUACUGUCUCUUGUCAUGAUAAACACUGAAAUAGCAUGUUAAAUGAUUGCCUAUACUUUAAUAUAAUCAGUUGGGGAAAACGGACCUUUUUUCCUACUGUGUGGGUUGUUCCUUGAAAGAUAAAUUGCUAAUUUUAUACUGUGUAAUUCUGUUCUUCACAAAAUAGGUUUCACUAUUCUGUAUUAAAACUCUUGGUCAGAAAAUGAUCUACUAUUAAAGUAAGUUUGUUUUACAUUUUUCUUUAAAAAUAUUUUAACAUGCCUUAUUUAUUAUUGUUAUAUUAACAAAUAAGGAGCUACUACAUAUGAAAUUUUCAUUUUUUGACAGAUACAACUUUGCAUAACCAAUCUUUAGUAUGGGAUGAUUUUGAUACUAUCUUUGGAGUUUUGCACUGGAUAUUAAAAAAAUACUGGCACAUUGUAUUGGAAGAAAAUAAGUAGUAUCUGGUUAAUUUUUAAUAUUUGGGAACAUUUUUAAAGUCAUUGUUUUAGUUAGGCAAAAAAAUUCCUAAGAUUUUUUAUUUACUUUUAAAAGAAACAUGUCAAAUUAAUGUUCAUUCCAAACUCAUAUUUGUGUGAAUUUACAUGCACAUUUUCAUGAAGUAAGAAGAGAGUUUCUUUGAGUUGAGGAGAAGAAUUUUUGGAUCCAUUUAUUAGGCCAAGAGUGAUCCAUCCAGUGUAAGAAUAACGACAGUAUAUGAGCUAAAAAAACAAAAGCAAACUUCUCCUUAUUACUAUAAGAAGCUUUAAAAGAAUAAUUCAGGGGAUGCUGAUAACUGGUACUCUGUCAUUGUCUCUAUAUGCAGUAAAAUUUUAUGAUCCCUUUAUAGUGAAAUAUAAGGAUUCACAGUAGUUACUAAAAACAUUUUUUCCUUGGACAUAACAUUUUUUUGACUUUUAUGUUUUUGUUUUUAAGUAUAUGCUAUUAAACUCUAGAAUGUAUCUAAAUCUUUCCUUUGCUUUCCCUCCUACCCCCCCGACACCCAAGUAGAUAAACCUGUGCUUUCAGAUAUAAAUGUAUUUAAUUUUUUGGAAAUUUUAAUGCUAUAGUAAAUCAAGUGUGUGAUUUAUAGUAAUCAGACCACUCUGAUUCUUUAAGUUUUCACAAUAUUCUCUUCUACAGAUAAUUAUAGAGAAAAGAAUUACCAAUUAACUGAUAUAAGCACGCUGUCCUCUGCUGUAAAAAGUCUGAAUAAAUACUGUGUAUGUUUUUCUGUC